This is a messenger RNA of Aspergillus lentulus, 1914 nucleotides long. Lineage: Eukaryota; Fungi; Ascomycota; Eurotiomycetes; Eurotiales; Aspergillaceae. The record is from RefSeq and is a predicted model, not a curated record.
AUGUCUCCAGAUCCCUCUAGCCGGUCUGACUCGACAGUAGCUCAAGGACCGGUCUCGCAAAGGCUUGGGGCUAGCAAUCUGCGAGUAUGCGACAGAUGCAUUUCGAGGAAAGUAAAGUGUGAUCAGAAACGACCUGUUUGUUCUCGAUGUCAUGAAGGAGGUUUUGCCUGCGUUUAUUCGUCCUCCAAGAAGAAGCCAGGUCCAGCCAGGGGGACACGAAAAGCAGCGAGGCGCGCUGCCAAGUCCCCAGUGAAGUCCGCUCAUUCAUUUGUUACUUCUGAGCAGAAUGACGAGCAUGUGUCUUCAUUCUUUUCCGACAUCUUUGUUGCUUCUCCGUCGACGGGAUUCCAGAUGGAUGCCGAUGCUGGCUUCGCAACGGGUGGUGGUACCUCACAGCCCCAGUCUCUCCUUGCAGGGCUGACACCGCUUGACCCUGCGGCUGGGCCAUCUGUGUCCUCGGAGUUAGGGAUCUCCCCAGAGAUGCAGGCGAAGCUAGUCCAUGACUUCUUCGACUUUGUCCAUUAUUCCAUGCCAUUAUUUCGGAAAGACGAGUUUCUCCAGCAGUACGAGGAUGGAACGAUCAACCGUUCUAUUCUGCUUACUGUCCUUGCUGUCACGGCAAAGUCUCUCGGCCUACCGCAGGGUUGGCAGGUAGGCAAUAUCGAUGAUUGUCUGCAACAACUGUUAAGGAACGACCCAUUGGACGGCCCGACCCAGCCGGCCCUGCAGCUAGACGCGUUCCGGCAAAGCUGCCUACUCGCAUUUUAUCGUUUCCAUCAGGGUCAUGGUGGGGAUGCAUGGGACUAUAUCAGUCGGAUCUCCCGCAAAGCCCUCCGAUUGGGUCUACAUCAGCUAGAUUCCACAGAUCGGUACAACUCAUUUGACGAUAUUCUGACCACUCCCGCCAACCUGGAAGAAUGGAGAUACGUUUGGUGGUGUAUCUACUGCUUCGACUCGUACUCGAACAUUAUGGCAGCCACCCCCUUUGUCGUGGAAAAGGAGAGCAUCCGGACUGCCUUGGUGGCUACUUCUUUGGAGGGCUCAAGCGAUAAUUGCGAUGGCAGUCCUGUAAAACAGUUCCUGCCUACGGAUACUAGAGAUCUGUGGCGCAUCUCCGCGGAAAUGGGCGCUCGCAGUACCCCGGCCUCAUAUUUCAACAUGCAUAUUGUCACAACGACUCUCCUAAGAGAAGCGGCGGCUAUUUUUCGGUUACGGAGGCAGAGCCCGUCAGAAGGUCUCCAGCAGAGACGCUCUCAACUGGCAGAUCAUCUGUCGGCCGUGCUGCUUUCCCUGCCUCCACAGUUUCUCCGCGAAGCUCGCAACGCCUUUGCCAAUGAAUCCAGUGUAGACCAUCAUGCGCGGCUUGUCUGUCUACUUCAUCUUCACGCAGCACGGCUUUUGAACACAAUCACGUUUGAUCCCUCGGACGAUUCGGCGUGGAUGACAUCCUGGGAGCGAUCACUGGCCCACUCCGAGGCCAUUGUCGCAGUGAUCAGAGAAUGGGACAGCCGGUACUGUUCGACUGUCGAUCCAGCCAUCUGUCUCAUUGUGUUCUGUACAUUGAUUCUGCUCUAUUUACAUGAAAUACACGAGGCCACGGCUGGAAUGCCCGCACUUUCUGAGCGUCUCCAGGCGGAGAGGAACAUAUUACUCUUGUUCCUGGAACAGUUUGCCAAAGUCUGGGCUCUUCCCAGCUCACUCAAAGCAUCGUUUGAGAAAUUCACCAGUGUUGUCCAUGGACCCCUCUCCUCCUACGACAUUGGCCACGUCCUGAUACAAGUGCCUGGACACUUUCGGCCAUGGAGGGGACUGCUUGGACUCGCCCCAAAUCCGCGAGACCCGCUCACACCGCAAGAACCGGGGAUUGACCUUUCCGGGCUUGAUUUCUCUUUCGACUUCUUCUCUCCGUUAUGA